CCGACAGACAUUUUUUUAAAGUAAUCUGUACACCUAACUCAGGGUUUGAGCUCACAAUCCCAAGAUGGAGAAUCACAUACUCUAGUGACUGAGCUAGCCAGGCACGCCUGUUAGAGACAUUAUUAAUCACUAAGAUUUCUACGAUGUAUGGGAAAGGACCACCCUGGGCUAGAGAUCCAAGGUCUAAUUUUCGCCCUGUUCCCUGUUCAUUUAAGAACAAAGAAGUUAAGGUAGAGCCAGGGGCCUGGGUGGGAUGAUGGAAGUUGGGAGCCCUUGGUUUGCCAACGAGGAAAUGGGGAAUAAUGGAAACUAGCAUUUGUUACCUAUUAUAUGCCAGCUAGCAUUCUAGAUGCUUUACAUAUACUACUCUUCUAUUGAACCGGAAGCUUAGAACUACUUUUAGUUCCAUUUUAUAGAUGACAAACUAGAGACAAUGAGAUUAUAAGUAGCUAGCACAUAGUAUAUGGUUCAUAAGGAUUUAGUCAACUAUGAGAUAUUCUACCGCUCUUUUCCACCAACUUCUUUCCCUAAUUGAGCAGUCUAGGAUUGUAAAAUGAAUACCAAAUUGCAGGAUGCAAAAGACGAGGCGUUAAUAGCAGUACUUACCCUGUUUUGCCUUUUUUCUUCACUGUACUAUGUGAUCUAGAUGCAGAAAAUUUUGAAGAGGGAAAAGAAACUAUGUUUAGAAACCCCAUCUUUUCCAUGAUAGGUAAUGACUGACUCUGAGGCGGUCAGGGGCAGGAGGAAACUCUCUUAAUGUUCCCAGAAUUGAAGCCACAAUCUCUUUAGUAUAUGUGCUGCCGAAGCGAGCACAGAAGCCACAAUCUCUUUUAUCUUGCUGGCCAGCUUCACAUCUGGCUUGACUGUGGUGCACAAGACUUAAAAGAGGGCUAUGUGAGGCAAGAGGUGGGAGGCUUGUUAAUGUUUUGAUUUGGGGUUUUCCCUCCAAGUUUGGAGUCAUCAUGCCUUAACACUGCUGUCUCUGAACAGAGAUUUCAGGCAAAGGCCAACGCUUUGGUUGCACGCAUCACCCGUACAUUUAGCUGGUACCAAACAUGUUUACAUAUAUAUUCCACCGUCAUCCCUAAAACCAUUUGUCUGGAGAUGGAUGGGGCUGCCGCCCUUACUGCGAACCUGCAGGGGAGUCAUUAGAUAGUUUCCUUCAGAUUUGACAAGGGCUGGGCAGCAGAAACGUGUCUUGGAACUACAGGGUUUUCCAUUCCUCUCAACUUCUGAUACUUCUUUUUAAGAUUUUAUUUAUUUAUUUGACAGACAAAGCGAGAGAAGGAACACAAGCAGGGGGAGAGGCAGAGGCAGAGUGAGAAGCAGGCUCCCCGCUGUGCGGGGAGCCCGAUGCGGGACUCGAUCCCAGGAUUCCGGGAUCAUGACCUGAGCCGAAGGCAGAAGCUUAAUGACUGAGCCACCCAGGCGCCCCUCAACUUCUGAUAUUUCUGACCUUUGCCUCUCUUGAAUAACCAGUGGGCAAUAUUGUAUAUUUUCCUUCCUUCCUUCCUCCGUUUUCACCCCCAUUCCUCCCUCUCUUCUCCCCCUCUCUAUUUCCGCUCCCUCCCUCUCUCUCUCUUUCCGCUCCGUCAUUCUCUCCCUUUUCUCCCCCCCCCAGGCCUGUUCUCUGCUUGCCUGUAACCCUGGCCAUCUGCACCCCUCUCAGUAACUGUAGUAUGCUUUCAGUAUUGCACCGUAUUUCCUUAUGCUCUGUGAUUCUUACCCCGUACUUCUAAGCUGCAACCCCAGGACUUAAGGCCUAGACGGCGCUCCGCAAGCCCGCGUCCUCGCGUCCCCGCGUCCCCGUGUGCCCCGUGCCCCGACGACGCUUACGCUCGGGGAGAGGAUAAAGGCCAAUUGGGCGUGGCCGUUGGUGACGUCACAACGGGGGGCGGUGCCUUCUGAGCGUCGACGGGCACCGUAGACGGAGUUCGUGGAGAGGGAACCGCGGCGAUCGCGGUGUCCGCGGAGGUUCGUGAUCCUGCCUCGGCGGAGGUAGGACGGGCCAAAGGCCUGAACCAGAGAUUUCAAAAUGGACAAUACUGAUUUUCGUUCCAUGGAUUUUAAAGAAAUUGUUGAAAACCUGAUUUUAAGAGAUAAUUCACCCAGCAUACCUGAGGCAAUUGACAGACUCUUCGCCGACAUAGCAAAUAUCAACAGGGAGUCUAUGGUUGAAAUACAGGAUGCUCAGCUUGAAGAAAUGGCAGUAAACCUGUGGAACUGGGCCGUUACCAAGGGAGUAGGUUUGGUUAUAAGUGAAGAGCAGAAAGCUAAAUUACGGCAUGUUGCUUGCAAGUUGGUGUGUAUGUGUGGAGGCUCAGCUGCUUCCGAAGAAGCUAUUCGAAGACAGAUUUUGAUGAAUAUGAAAACAGGAAAAGGGUGGGUGGAUGUUGGAAAUGCUGUGAUUGCUGAUCAGUUUUUUCAAGCUGCCAUGACUGGUCUGGAGCAGUUAUAUAUCAAAUUAAUGCAGAGAAGCUCCACCGAGGUCCACAUGACUUUGCAGAAGAUGGCUGUGGAGAGGGACCUUUUCAAAGUGCUUUCUUACCAAGCAGAAGCAGCAUGUGCUCAAGGGGAUUUUCAAAGAGCAUCUACAUGUGUGCUGCGCUGUAAGGAUAUGUUGAUGAGUUUCCCCAAAAUGACUAGAUAUCUUCACAUUCUCUGUUACAACUUCGGAGUAGAAACCCACAAGCAGAAUAAAUAUGAAGAAAGUUCUUUCUGGCUUAGCCAGAGCUAUGAUAUCGGGAAGAUGGAUAAGAGUUCUGUUGGACCAGAAAUGCUGGCUAAAGUUCUGCGGUUACUAGCCACUGCUUAUUUGGAUUGGGAUGACAAAGAAUAUUAUGAUAAGGCUCUCAGUGCUAUAAACCUAGCAAACAAGGAACAUUUAAAUCCAGCUGGGCUUUUCUUAAAGAUGAAAAUCCUCUUGAAGAGUGAAAUAGCUAAUGAAGAACUCCUUGAAGCUGUUACGGAAAUAAUACAUCUUGACACGUCUCUAGACUUUUGUCUGAACGUUGCUAAACUGCUGAUGGAUCAUGAACGAGAGACUGUUGGGUUUUAUUUCAUGAAGAUUAUCUGUGAACAUUUUAAGUCAUCAGAAAAUAUUGGAAAAGCUCUACUGCUCCACAUUGACAUGCUUUUACAAAGAAAGGAAGAACUGCUUGCCAAGGAGAAGAUUGAAGAAAUCAUUUUAGGUCACCAAACAGGAAGACGAUUGACAACAGAAUUAGUGAGCUGUUUACACAGCAUUCUGUGGAAAAAAGCUGCCAGAUGUUUUGAGAUACAAAGUUACGCUGAUGCCCUAAACUGGUACUAUUAUUCUCUGAGAUUUUAUGCAGCUGAUCAAACAGAUCUGGACUUGGCCAAGCUGCGGAGGAACAUGGCUUCCUGUUACCUGCAUUUGAAACAACUUGAUAAGGCUAAAGAGGCAGUGAUAGAAGCUGAACAACGUGAUCCUAGAAAUAUUUUCACUCAGUUUUAUGUAUUCAAGGUUGCAGUUUUAGAGGGCAACUCUGGCAGAGCUUUGCGAGCAAUUACUACAUUAGAGAAGUUAUUAAUAUUUGAAGAUCCAGAGGAGAAUGGGACACUUAGAGAUAAAGAGUCACCUGUCAUGCUCCUCAGUUUAGCUGCCCAGUUUGCUUUAGAGAAUGGACAGCAAAUUGUGGCAGGAAAAGCUUUGGAAUAUUUAGCUCGAUAUUCAGAAGACCCGCAACAAGUCCUUACAGCUUUAAAGUGUUUGUUUCGUCUAGUGCUCCCAAGAGUGUCUCAGAUGCCAGAAUCUGAAAGCAAAAAGAAAGAAAUGGAUAGACUUUUGACUUGCUUGAAUACAGCACUCCUGAAACUCUCUCAGCCUUUCAAUGGAGAGGCCUCGACUCCAGACUCAAGAGCUAAUGAAGCUCAUUGGUUUCGAAAAAUAGCUUGGAACUUGGCUGUGCAAUGUGGCAGAGACCCAGUGACAAUGAGAGAGUUUUUCAUCCUCUCUUACAAGCUGUCCCAGUUUUGUCCUUCUGAUCAAGUAAUUCUGAUUGCACAGAAAACAUGUUUACUUAUGGCAGCUGCAGUUGAUCUAGAGCAAGGGAGAAAAGCUUCAACAGCUUCUGAACAGACCAAGUUACUGAAUCGUGCCCUUGAGCAGAUCCAUAAAUGCAAAGAAAUCUGGAAUCUCCUGAAAAAAACAGGGGACUUCUCAAGUGAUCCAUGUGAGACAUUGCUUCUGCUGUAUGAGUUUGAAGUUAAAGCCAAAAUGAAUGAUCCGUUACUUGACAGCUUCCUGGAAUCAGUGUGGGAACUGCCUCAUUUGGAAAGUAAAACAUUUGAAACAAUCGCAUCAUUAGCAGUGGAAAUGCCUGCACACUAUCCUUCCAUUGCUCUGAAAGCCUUGAAAAGGGCUUUAUUGCUUUACAAAAUGAAAGAAUCCAUUGACGUUUUGAAAUACAGCAAAUGUAUGCACAACUUAAUUAACCUCUUAGUGCCAGAUGGGGUGCCAAGUACAGAACUCUGUCCCCUGGAAGAAGUUUGGGGUCAUUUCGAAGAUGCUCUGAGCAUUAUUAUCCAUACCGAAGGCUACCCAGAAGCAGAGAUUCUCUGGCUGAUGAUCAAGUCCUGGAACACUGGCAUAUUUAUGUAUGGCAGGAGAAAGUAUGUCUCUGCAGAAAAAUGGUGUGGCCUAGCCUUGCGUUUUCUUGACCACCUUGGCUCCCUCAAGAGAAGCUAUGAAACUCAGGUGAAUAUUCUGUAUAGUGAGCUUGUGGAAGCGCUGGAUCGAAAGAAGGGCUCACUUUUUAAUGAAGAGUGAGAAGUGCCGGGACAAGGUGUAUGAUAUGAGCAGGCAGGCUGCCAGCAACCUGAAGAUGUUUGGUCCUGAGAUGCUGAGCAUUUACGUUCUUGCCAGACUUUCUCCUGUUUUGUUACUGUUUUCUCAGGACCUAUUUUUGAUGUUGUCAAAUGACAGUUUCUAAAAUAAAAGCAUUUUGACUUU
This is a messenger RNA of Mirounga angustirostris (Northern elephant seal), 4975 nucleotides long. RefSeq names its product testis expressed 11 (gene TEX11). Gene Ontology annotation, cellular component: central element. The transcript has 30 exons. Lineage: Eukaryota; Metazoa; Chordata; Mammalia; Carnivora; Phocidae. Gene Ontology annotation, molecular function: protein binding. Bases 2036 to 4792 code for a protein of 918 amino acids. Gene Ontology annotation, biological process: meiotic cell cycle; male meiosis chromosome segregation; synaptonemal complex assembly. The record is from RefSeq and is a predicted model, not a curated record.